CUCAGAUAUACUGAGUGUGCCCUGAGAAGCAGUCUCAGAUCCUGACGGUGCAGCAGCCCGCAGCCUCAGCCAGGGAGUCCCAGCCGCUUUCAAUGGAGGAGAAGCCCGGCCAGCCACAGCCUCAGCACCAUCACAGCCACCACCAUCCGCACCAUCACCCCCAGCAGCAGCAGCAGCAGCAGCAGCAGCAGCAGCUGCCGCACCACCACCACCAUUAUUAUUUCUAUAACCACAGCCACAACCACCAUCACCACCACCAUCACCAGCAGCCUCACCAGUACCUGCAGCAUGGAGCCGAGGGCAGCCCCAAGGCCCAGCCUAAGGCGCUGAAACAUGAGCAGAAACACGCCCUCCAGCAGCACCAGGAAACGCCGAAGAAGAAAACAGGCUAUGGUGAACUAAAUGGUAAUGCUGGAGAAAGAGAAAUAUCUUUAAAGAGCCUGGGUUCUGAUGAAGCUACCAACCCUAUUUCCAGGGUCCUCAAUGGCAACCAACAAAUUGUAGACACUAAUCUGAAGCAGACUGUAAAGGCCAGCACCUUUGGGAAAACAGGAAUUAAAACCAGGAAUUUCAUUCAGAAGAACAGUAUGGACAAAAAGAAUGGGAAGUCUUAUGAAAAUAAAUCUGGAGAGAACCAGUCUGCAGAGAAGACCGAUACUGUAGCAAUUCCAAAUGGUGUUGUAACAAAUAAUUCUGGCUAUAUUACUAAUGGUUAUAUGGGCAAAGGAGCAGAUAAUGAUGGUAGUGGAUCUGAGAGCGGAUAUACCACUCCAAAAAAAAGGAAAGCUAGGCGCAAUAGUGCCAAGGGAUGUGAAAACCUUAAUUUAGUGCAGGACAAAAUAAUGCAACAAGAGACCAGUGUCCCAACCUUAAAACAGGGACUUGAAACUUUCAAGCCUGACUACAGUGAACAAAAGGGAAACCGAGUAGAUAGUUCGAAGCCCAUUUGGAAGUAUGAAACUGGGCCUGGAGGAACAAAUCGAGGAAAACCUGCUGUGGGUGACAUGCUGCGGAAAAGCUCUGAUAUCAAACCUGGUGUGAGCGGCAAAAAGUUUGAUGACCGGCCCAAAGGAAAGCAUGCUUCUGCUGUUACCUCCAAAGAGGACUCUUGGACCCUGUUUAAACCACCCCCAGUUUUUCCAGUGGACAAUAGCAGCGCUAAAAUAGUUCCUAAGAUAAGUUAUGCAAGCAAAGUUAAGGAAAACCUCAACAAAACUGUACAGAACUCUUCUGUGUCGCCAUCUUCAUCUUCAUCCUCUUCGUCAUCUGCUGGGGAGACUCAGACCCAGUCUUCAAGUCGGUUAUCCCAGGUCCCUAUGUCAGCGCUGAAAUCUGUUACUUCGGCCAGCUUUUCUAAUGGGCCUGUUUUAGCAGGGACUGAUGCAAGUGUGUAUUCUCCAGGGGGUCAGCCACUGUUAACUACUGCUGCUAAUACUCUAACACCCAUCUCUUCUGGGACUGAUUCAGUUCUCCAGGACAUGAGUCUGACUUCAGCAGCUGUUGAACAAAUUAAAUCUAGCCUUUUCAUCUAUCCUUCAAAUAUGCAAACUGUGCUGUUGAGCACAGCACAAGUGGAUCUACCCUCUCAGACAGAUCAGCAAAACCUGGGGGAUAUCUUCCAGAAUCAGUGGGGUUUAUCAUUUAUAAAUGAGCCCAGUGCUGGCCCUGAGACUGUUAUUGGGAAGUCAUCAGAUCAUAAAGUGAUGGAGGUGACAUUUCAAGGGGAAUAUCCUGCCACUUUGGUUUCACAGGGUGCUGAAAUAAUUCCCUCAGGAACUGAGCAUCCUGUGUUUCCUAAGGCAUAUGAGCUGGAAAAACGGACUAGUCCUCAAGUUUUGGGUAGCAUUCUAAAAUCUGGGACUACUAAUGAGAGUGGAGCCUUAUCCUUGGAACCCAGUCAUAUAGGUGACCUGCAGAAAGCAGACACCAAUAGUCAAGGUGCUUUAGUGUUUCUCUCAAAGGACUACGAGAUAGAAAAUCAAAAUCCUCUGGCGUCUCCUACGAACACUUUGUUAGGCUCCGCCAAAGAACAGAGAUACCAGAGAGGCCUAGAAAGAAACGAUAGCUGGGGUUCUUUUGACCUGAGGGCUGCUAUUGUAUAUCACACUAAAGAAAUGGAAUCUGUUUGGAAUUUGCAGAAGCAAGAUCCCAAAAGGAUAAUCACUUACAAUGAAGCCAUGGAUAGUCCAGAUCAAUGAAGGACCAGACUGCCUAUUUGUAACCUUUCUGCAGCAUUAGAGCCACCGUUCAUGGGGGACACAAGGCUUUUAUGCUCCUAGAUCUUCAACGCAGCAGAGGAACCAUAAGUAGAAUCACAGGAUAAUAUAUACAAAUAUAUAUAUAUACAUAUAUAUAUAUAGUUAUUUAAAAAAAGGCAACUGAAAGUAAUUAGACUUCUUAAGGAAUCAAAAUUUAUUUCAAGAGACUACACAUGGUUAUUUAAUCUCCGGUACUGAAUAGUUUUGUUUUUUUUUUCUUUUUUCUUUUGUUAGUUUUUGUUUUUAAGUGUGAAUGCAAGUGAUUAAUGAAUACAGACUUAAUACCAAGCGUGGUUCUAAAGUUCCUGCUGUCAUCAACUUGGGCAACAAAUGACCCACUGGAAAGGCAAAUCUACUUAAAAGAUCUCUGUAUCUUGUUCUGUGACUAAAGUGAUACACUAAUCACGGGGAACCCAGAAUGAUUCAACAUUUCCCCCACUCCUCCCUUGAUCUUUUGGUUAUACUUUGAGCCCUGCGAGAAUGCUGGAUAAAUGCCUUGAAGUUUGCAGGGUGUAUUUUUUUUAGCGAAUAUGAUUUGCAUGUCUUGCCAGGAGUUAAGCAGCCUGUGUGGGGUGUUGGGGAAAUUUUUCUUUCUUUCUUUUUUUUUUUUUUUUGGCGGGAUGGGGAUUAGGGGAGGGCAUUGAAGUUCUAUUAAUUCUGGAAUAGUUGGUACAUAGUUCACUUGGCUUUGGUUACAUAUUGGACUUUAACAAGUGAAGAAUCAAUCAAUGAGUCAUUUAAAGAAAAGUUACAGAACAAACAAUUGGCUUUAGAUAUUUAAUAUGGAAAAAUAUUCCUUUGCCCAUAUUUUAAUGUAAUUGUAUAAGUGGGAGCAAAAAUAUACUCUGCUUUUCAACUGUAGGUGCUCCAGACUUGCUCUCUGUCACUAACACUAAAUGUGCUGUUUUCCUUGUUUUUCAUUGAACAUCUAAAGAGAAACUUCUGUACCUUUCUGUAAAUUCUCUUUUAAUUUCUCAGAAAUAUCUAAAAGGGGAAGAAAAAAUUCCAUGAAAACUAGAAAACUUUUCAUGUUUUUAGCCAGUGAGGAGAUGAUAAACCCUGCCUAUAGAAGGUGUGUUUCCAUGCAAACUUCUGAGCUUAUUAGCUUCUAAUUAUAUCUUAAUAAAUAUAUUUUAUUACUAGAGCAAAAUGGGUUUUUUAAGGAAAAUAAUGUGAAAUUCUGGAAAUUUUCUUUUGGGCAGAGAAGAGCAUUAGCCCUGUCUUAUCAUCACAUUGCCAUCCUGUUGCACUGCAGCUUGUAUAUAGCAUGCUAAAAUAAAUUUUUUUGUGUGUGUGCAGAAACUAAGGGUCCAAUUUAAGAUUGGGUGAUGUUAGUGGCAUAAAAACAAGUUCUCUGGCCUGAUGUAGCAUCACAUCACACACACACAGAAAUUAGUAUAUCCAUGUAUGUCAAAUACAGGUUAAAAUAGCAGGGCAUUUAUAUAGAGAGAGGUGUAGUCUUCUAAUAAAAGUAGUCUGGAUCCCCUGGGGUGUUUGGGGGAGAAGGUAACUACUUUUGCUCCAAACCUUUUAAGAAAUGUCCAGUUUUGAGCGACUGUAGUAUGGAUGAGUUUUCUUGUUUUGUUGAUUAUUUGAGACUUUUAACAAGUAGUUUGUGAAAGAAGCUUGUUGGACUCAACUUAGAGAAAAUAUCUUUAGUCUGGAUUUCUGCCCUGCUUAGAUUUUAAAAGUAUAAGCAUGGAUUGCCAAUUCCACUUGAUGUAAACAAAACUUUUUAUACAUAAUAUAUAUAUAUAAUAACUUAUUGUAUCAGUCCAGGUUCAGAAACUUGUGGUAGGCCAGUUCCAGAUAGUUUCAUUUCACCUGUAAACUGUAUCACUUUUACUGAUAUUGUAAUUUUCAAAUGUAUAAUAUGUUUACAGAUGUGCCCUGCAUUUAGUCUGCCUUGUUCCUAUUUUGAUUUUUGUUGAGUCUCCUGCCUGCUUGCCAAAAGCUAGGAUGCUUCAGGCCCAUGUACAAUUGAAAGCAGAGGCAUCCUUGAGCUUUAAAGCAUUGAACAAACUGGAAAAUGCAACAUACCACAUAAUGAAGUGAAAGAAGUCUGUGUUUUUGUGUUUUUUUUUUUUAAAUAAAAAUUUUCAAAAAGUUUAAAAAAAAGAUAUAAGGUUGAUUAAAAGACAAAAAAAGACUCCAGUUUGUUUUAUAGGUUUUAAAGUUCUGCUGUGUGUUCAAUUGCCUUGUGUAACCACUUGUCGCCUUAGGGCCAGAUUCCCUCCCAACCCCCCCCCCCCCCACACCCUUCUUUUUUUAAACGUCCAUUUUGCUUGCCUGGAAUUUAAAAGCUCUUCUGUCUCACAACUCACAAGAAACUUUCUGGGUUUGUGACAUAGAGGUUGAAUGAAUAUAUAUUUAAAAACAAAACAAAACAGCCCCCGUCUGAAUUGGGCUUCUUAAUUUAGAGGCAACACUUACUUAAAAAAUACCUUUAGAAAUCUCUUGUUGCUUUUCUACUUCCCUUCCUGUAGCCCUCAGGCCUCCCAUGUUUAGAGAAGCCAAAAAGAGAAUGUAUCCCUUAUCUGUUUGUCCAAAGGUUUUUGAGUCUCACUUCUGAAUGAAACAAUGCAACAUUUCACCCUGAUUUUCUCCACUGAAAUUUCCUUGAUUAUAUGGUUAGAGGUAUAUAGUUAGGAAUGUCUCUUUCUGGGAACCCUAGUGCCCCAUCAUAUUGUCAGUAUUUUUGGGCAUUGGGUUAAUGGACUUAAUUGCCUAGGUACAAGCAGGACUUUGGGACAAAUCUCCUUUGUGCUGUUUGGUAACACUUAACUCUACUUGUUGCAAUCUUUCUCCUUAGGUCCUCACACAAUUCCUUACAGAGCACUUAUUAAAAAAAAAAAAUCUUAAGAGUUGAUCUGUUUUCUGAUUAUUUUUGUGUAAGCUUCUAAACAAACUUCAGCUGUGAUUAAUUUAGCACAUUUAAAUAACAUUAAUGUAGGGACGCCUGGGUGGCUCAUAAAUAACAUUAAUGUGUUAUGUUUGGUAUAAAGAAUUUUCCUUCAACUCAGAGUAUUAGUACUGUAGCAUAAACCAAAUACAGUCUAGAGGGGAUUUUUCACAUCCCUCCAUUAUAAAGACUGAAAAAGGAGUGUGUGUGUGUGUGUAUGUAUGUGUAUGCAUGUGCGUAUGCAUGUGCGUGUGUGUGAGGGACAGUUGGAGAUAGUAAAAAUUAGUAAAUGAAUGUGUGUAAGACAUUAUAUUAGUAUUCAGAGAAUGAACUUGUAUUUAUUUUGUGCCAUUUGUUUUCAUUACACAGAAUUUAAAAGUCAGGUGGUUUUAAUCCUAAAAAGGGUAGUAGUUGAAAAAUGGCACUAAGAAUGAAAUCAUGACCUAUUUUUUUAAUAGCUAUGAAGAUACUAAUUAUGGGUGAAGAUUUCUUUUUAAAUCUGUCUUGAUUGUAGGCUUUUGUGUCACAUACCACUCUCUUGUAGAUGUCUUGAAUAAUUCCCCUUCCCCACAAAAGACAGGGUUGUAUUUAUCUUUCUCUUUAUUCACCCCCACUUUGCUGAACUGAAGUUAAUUGCAUAGCCUUGCCUCUGACUUUCUUAGUAAUGAACUUUCACAUAAAGUAUAUUUACAGCAUCUGUAGUUAGCCCUUCCUCCUCCUUUCUGGGAGGGGAUAGACAAUAAUUAGGAAAUUUAAUGCCAGUUUGUUUUUUCUUGGAAUAAAUGGCUGGAGAAGUCCUCUCCAUUGUAGAAUUUGGCUGUUGCCCAUAGUCCUCUGCUUACAUAGUCAUUCAGAAUCUGCAAAAACUUUAUAAAGGAAAAGUGCUGCAUUGGUUUUUCAAAUAACAGUUUCUAGGGAAAAUCUGGCAAACCUCAGUUAGGAGUAUUGUCCACAGUACAAGAAUGCGUUUUUUCACAAAGCAUUACAUAGUGGUAGUUUCAUACUUGGUUGUUAAUCUUGUGACUAACCCAGUUGGAAGCGACUAAUGGUUUAUCUUUUAAUGAAAACUUUAAAACACAAGCCAUUUAGUGUGAGAUUUUAUGUCCUACCCAGUGGCCCCAGGGCAAGGAAAACUGGAAGAGGACUUUGAUUUUAAAUUCUAAGUAAGGAGAGAGUCAUUCUGUCAAGAGACAAAAAGGUAAAUAAGAGUCCCCGUUGCCAAGGAUUGUGAGUAUAGUUUAUGCCACUCACUGGGCCACAUCCUCAGCACAUGAUCCUCGUAUACCUAUGCUAACUGCACAACAGACAGACUGUAGCAGGACAGGUACAUAUUAUGAAUAAUUAUUAUGAUCCAGUCUGUCGAUGUACUAGUUGAAUUCGGUUCUGAUUGGGCCGUGUCCUUUCACAGUCCUGCCCAUAACUGCUGGGUUUUGAAAGGGUAGGAUUUGCUCCUGUUUUCCCCCCCAAAUGGAGAGGGGCAGAGGAUAAGGCUAAGAGCAUGUACGAUAGCUGCUCGAGGUCUGCAGAUACAUAGGUUAUCAUUAGUUCUUAAUGCUGAUGUUAUUUUAAUCAGUGUGACUAAUCAGAGCACCAGGAUUAUUUUAUGGCGAGAAAGAUGGGCUUAUAAAAAGGUGUUUCUUUUUAACUACACUUCAGUGUGUUCAGUUGUGUGAGAGCCAGGACCACCCUGGGUUGGCUUAAAGAAUGAUAAAUCAUUGGCUCCCCUCAGAUGCACUGCUUUACAGAGUUUUAAAUUUCGCACUGUUUUUGCUAUUCCAUACGAAUAAAUAGAAUUUUAAGUUGUCUGCCUAAUUAAUAGAAACCCCCAGGGCAACAUGAGCGGUCUGUUGCUUCUGCAUUACUGGGAGUGUCCAGUAGCGGUUAUGGGCAGGACACCUAUCGGACAGCCAUCCUCGUGUGUGAUGGGAUUGCUGGUUCAGACUUCUCUGUUUAUCCAGUUUUGCUUAUGUCCAGAGUUCUAAAGCCAUUGUAUAAUACUGCAGUAUCCCUUUUCAACAGCCUUACUAAAAUAGUUACAAACAUAUUCCAAUGCAGUAUCCCUUUUCUACAGCCUUAUUAAAAUAGAUACAAACAUUUUCCAGUUCAGUUUCACUUUUAUUAUAUAUCAAAGUUCCACUCUACAGACCAAGAAACUAACUUGAGGUAAAUUAUAUAGCUUUCCAUAUAUCCUUGUUUCCUCAGGUGCUAAACAAAGGCUCCAAAAAAUGGAUACUGCUUUAGUAAUGUCUUUUAUUUGUAAACAUUUCUUCCGCUACAUGUGAAGAUUUGGUGUUAACAAAAAUUGUUUUAAUAUGUAAAUAUGAAUGAAUGCCUUUAGUUUGCCCUUGUUUGUCAUAUUAGUCUGUUUCAUUUAUUGCCUGUAGAGGAGGAUCCUUUCAUAAUCUUGAAUACAUUUCAUUAGGAAUCGUUGCAUUUUUAGAGUGAAAAUACAACUGUUUUCUGUCUUGGAUUAAUCCUGCUGCUGCUAUGAGAAACUGAAAAUCAAGAAUGUGAUGCACUUUUUACAUUACUAUAUACCAUACCUUUCUAAGUUGCUUUGAAUACCUUUCCUGUAGCACAGCCACUAACACAAGUGAAUGAAUUUAAACAUUUUCUUCAGGAGGGAAUCAGUACAAAUAACUAUUUAUGGUAUUGGCCUAUGAAGGGCAAUAACUUAGGAAAAUAAAAAUUCUGUUAGUAUUAACGCUUUUUGGCCUUAAAAUGUCUUCUACUACUGAAAACCUUUUAAAUCUUAGUUUUGUUUCUAUUCCCCCCUCUCUCUGCCUCAAAAACAGGAUUUGGGAAGAAUGGCCUAAAAGAAGCUUCAUUGGUUUGUUGCAGAUUUAUCUUUUAGAAAGAAAACAAUUGUUUACUACAUAAGCUGGGGACUUAUUUUUUUUUUUGUAUACAGAGGAGAAAUAAUGCCAGCCCGAGCCAAUCAGAUUUCGUGUAAUCAAAUCCAUCAAAACUCAACUAUUCUGUUUCUCUAGUAUAUUUUUACUUAGCAAAGAUAAACUUAUGUAUAGUAGGAAUGCUACUUGACAAGAGGAAAAGUCCUUUCUCAAGCACAUACCCAAACGUGGAGGAGACUGAACCCAAAAUAAUGGAGGACGAAACACCAAAUGGGGUGGAGGCAUAUGAGAAAGAUAUUGUGGUCCAAAGCUACCGGGUUAUAUUUUGAUGUUGCCAAUAUUGCCAAGCCAAAAUUUUAAUUUGCUUAUUUAAUAUAUUUGUUGGCCAGAGAUCUAUUUUUAUAUCAAUGUGCCUUGCAUGUAUAUUAAAAAAGUUUGGAAGGGCCAUGUAGUAAAUAAUGCCUGAGAUAGUUGAUGGUUCUUACCACCUCACUAAUUUUUAUGCAGUAUGAAAUGCUCAUUCUAUCGCCCAACUGGUGCUCUCUGUUUAAAGUUGUAGAUCUUGUCACAAACUGGAACUAUUUUAUAAACUGGGGAAGUGAUUUAAUUUACUUUUUUUUUUGUUGUUUCUUUUUUUGUUCUUUAUCUGUUAGUGGCUGUUCUUAGUGGGAAGUAGUGAAAGGAUUCUUCACUCCCUUUCCCUAUCCCCUCCCCAGCACCUUCUUCAAGUAAUGUGAUGACACCAUUUCUUGUGUGCUUUGAAAAAAGUUUCAGCUUGCUGUCUCCUUUAGUGUUAUAAAAAAGUGUUAUAAAAAGCAUUGUUUGCAAAAUCUAGGGAGAUAAUGGAGUCCACUUUAAUUUGGAAUUCUGUGUGAGCUAUGAUCCAAGUUACUGGCUCUUUCCAACUUACAAAUUUUUAUUGUUAAAGCACCUUGGGUUAGAAAAUUUUAAAUAUUUAUGUCUGCAACAAUUGUCUCAAAAAAAUGAACUGUGCAAUUCUUGUCAUUAAAAAAAAAAAAAAAAAAAAGAUCUGAACUCUCCCUAAUGUGACUUGUUAGUUUCUCUGUAUUUCCUGCCAGUGUAAAUGUGAAAAGCUUUGCUUGCAUUACGUUUUAGAAAUGCAUUUUGCACACUCGAAUUCUGCUGAAGCUCCAUGAAAAGGUUAGAUCUAAGUAGAUGAAUAAAGCUAUGCACAUGUUUUGAAAGUUUAA
This is a messenger RNA of Hyaena hyaena (striped hyena), 9223 nucleotides long. It is a transcript of the gene NUFIP2, whose product is annotated as nuclear FMR1 interacting protein 2. Gene Ontology annotation, molecular function: RNA binding. The coding region runs from base 93 to 2198 and encodes 701 amino acids. The record is from RefSeq and is a predicted model, not a curated record. Gene Ontology annotation, cellular component: cytoplasmic stress granule; nucleoplasm. The transcript has 4 exons. NCBI's taxonomy places the organism in Eukaryota, Metazoa, Chordata, Mammalia, Carnivora, Hyaenidae.